AGUGUGUGUAGAGAAAUGCGCACAAACGUUACCUGCAUUUUUGCACUUUGCGAGAAUUAUCAAAUACGAAAACAGCUGAAAUUUUAAUUGAACCAAAACAAAAGAAAGUGUAAUCAGUGUCGAACGCAAUUUAAAAAAUGCAUUAGUAAUAUUUGUUAACCACAAAUGAAGCUGCGUGACAUAGCAAGUAAAUAAUUCGAACCACAAAGCAGAUAUUGAGCAGUUCCUCGUUGAGACUGGAUGUGGGUAUCGCCCGCCCGCCCGCCCGCAGUUAAUUCAGAGCUCCAUUGAGAAUUUAAUUAAGAAAAGUACAAAGUGCAAAGAUGACGGACGAUACGAGGCUGGCGCUGAAGCAGGCCGAGGUGUCGGUGCAGCGCUUCCAGGACAUGGCCGUGCCGCAUCAUUUGAGCCUGCUGGAGAAUCAUCGCAGCAACAUUGAGAAGAGCUUGGCCCUCUGCGACUGGCAGAAGAUCAAAAAGGAGGAGCUCAAUGCGAUGCGUGUCAUCAAACAGAUGAAGAAUCUGCUGCUGGAGAUGGACGCGCUGCGCGACAAGCUGCGGCCCGAGGAUCAGGCGCGUUUCGAUCAGCUGAUGAAGCCGGGCAAGGACAAGGCCUUCGAGGGCAUGAAGAAGUUUGCAGAACUGCAGCUAAAGUCGCCCAGCUCGACGCAAUACGACGAGGAGGAUCGGGACAAUCAGGCCGUGGUGGACAUUGAGCAGGUGCCCGCGCUGCAGCACGCGCUGCCGCAGCUGCAGACGAACUUUCAGCUGGAGCAGCACCAGCUGGCGCAGCGGCAGGCGUGCCUGGAUCAAAUGGAGCGACUGCAGAAUGAAAUCUACGAUCUGGAUGGCAUGUUCCAUGGCCUGCGGCAGCUGACCCAGGAGCAGUCGGCCAGCGUGCAGGCCAUUGCGGACAACGCGGAGGAGGCGCUCGAGAAUGUCCAGGCCGGCGAAGGACAUCUGCGCAGCGCACUCAAGUACAAGAAGGCCAUGUAUCCGAUGGUCGGCGCACUGCUGGGCACCUGCGUGGGCGGACCCAUUGGCCUGGUCGCGGGCAUCAAAGCCGGCGGCCUGGCUGCCGUUGGCUGCGGCAUACUCGGCUUCACCGGCGGCUCUGUGCUCAAAAGCAAUCCGAAUGUCCUGCUGCAGGGCAACAUUGAGGAGCAGCAGGCGCAGCAGGAAACCCUGCAGCUGGCCGAGAAAUCCGAAUGACCUCGCGCCCUGGCCACAGCGCACAUGUGGACAGCAAAUACGCGCCGCCUCGAGGCGGCCACCACGGGCGUCAUCUGCAGCGUGCGCAGCUAUUGCUCCCUGCAGUAAAGUUUAAGGGCGGCAAAUCUAAUCUUUGAUCGUCUCCAACUGGUGAUUAACUGUGCAAUGCAGCAGACGCUGCGGAUUUGCAUUCCUCAAAUCCUUUUCUCUGCCCCUCUCUCUCCUCCAAUCUUAAAUUAGUUUAAG
This is a messenger RNA of Drosophila montana, 1457 nucleotides long. RefSeq names its product syntaxin 17 (gene Syx17). Gene Ontology annotation, cellular component: membrane. Bases 324 to 1211 code for a protein of 295 amino acids. Gene Ontology annotation, biological process: vesicle-mediated transport. NCBI's taxonomy places the organism in Eukaryota, Metazoa, Arthropoda, Insecta, Diptera, Drosophilidae. The transcript has 2 exons. The record is from RefSeq and is a predicted model, not a curated record.